AUGAGCAACGAACAAGAAAUACCUGGUGGGUUCGAAGAUACGGAUACCCAUGAUCAUGCCCUGUUAGCGCCAGGGGAAAGCAAUACCGUUCAAAAGAUCAACUACAAUAGAAAACGGUCAGACGUCGAGUGGAAGCAGGCUUCCAAAACAGUAGAUGAACAACUCACGCCCGAUCUGUCUAAUGAGGAUCUAUGGUUGCUCAUUCGGAGGUUUAACAAGCAAAUACACCAUGUUAAAGCCAUACAAGGCCCUCCCCAGGAUGAGUUGGAUCUUAACCGGGCAGACGAGGAACACUUUCCACCAGAAAAGCUGCGGGCAACUACUGAACGGUUCUAUACUUCUGUGGUUGUAGGGUUGGUUAAUUUCUUCAGUCACACCACUAGACUGCGGUCAUGGAGAGAGCCUAGACGUACCUCGACUUUCUGUAUAGCAUACUUCGUUGCAUGGUUUUUGGAUCUACUUAUUCCUUUGACAACCGGUGUUCUUGUUGCGUUGAUCCUGUCCCCGUCGACGCGAUCACUGCUUUUCCCUCCUAGUAGCACUGCAAGGAAAGGCUCAGAUACUGGUGGCAGCGAGCAGGUCACGCGGGAUAACAUCACCAGUGCCCCAGAAACAUACAAAGGCGAAGCAGCGGAACAGGAGGCCUCCAACUUGGUCAACGAUAUCGCCAAUAUCGCCAUGGAGAGUGCUCGAGGCAAAUACGGCCAAUCAGUAAUUGACGACGAUGCUGAGGAGUCCUCCGAGCCUGAACCAGUCGAGGUCGGGGCAAUCACCGCAGACGUGCAAGCCGAGAAUGCACCAGCCGAAGAUAAAACUAAAAAACCUAUGAAGAAGAAGAUAUCAAAAGCCACUAACCAGACGAUGCGUAUACUUGGUGAUAUUACAGAUAUAUAUGAGCAAUUUUUCAAGUUAGUACUUAUCGCAGUACGCAAACUAAGAAAUGUCCCUGACCAAGGCCAUUAUAGUAUUCUAUCCCCCACACCACCAUUCCUUGCCAUUACACCUCGUCUGCAACUGGUGGGGGCAUUGAUAUCUAUAGGGCUGAUAUCUCUCGUCACAUCGAGCCAUUUUAUGAUCAAGUCUGGUAGCUUUUUCUUCGGGCUGGCCAUCUUUGGUGACCCUGUCCUACAACGCAUUAUAGCCCUCCUGAACGACAAAGUUGCAAAUUGGAAAGAGUAUCUAAACUUACAGAAUACCCUUCUAAAGGGCGUACCAACAAACGCCCAACUCACACUGGCCCUCCUUCGUCUAGGUGAAAUCAACUCCACACCGUUACCUCCACCACCAAGCUCGUACAACAAUGAACCCUUAUGGCCUAUUCGUCGCAAACCUUUUGGUAAGAUAAUGUCUGGCGCAAAUGACGAGGGCGCCUCUUCAUCUCUCGUAUCCCAAACUCAAAGCCCUAAGCCAGAGCUUUCAAAGGCGGAAGCUCGAAAGAAAAAAUGGUCCAAGAUCCUCAGAUUCAUCGGCCGAACAAUCGCAACAGCAAUGAAAGGUCACAUUGCAUUUGACCGCGCAAUGAGGGUCACAGAAUCGGUUAACACGAAGACCUUAAUUGGCCUGUUAAGCCGACGAGGCUGGGCUACGGCAGCCCCUCUGGGGCCUCUCAAAUUCGAGGCGAAGUUUGAACGCAAGCGAGGUACAGUUGUCAUCGACUCAUCACAAGAGCAACCCGUCCUCUAUUUCACGACUACUCAAUCUGCUAAACUAGAUGAUUUGCAACUGGAGAAUCAGAAGAAGAGUGCCGUAUUGUUCCAGAUUCCUAUUACCGAGAUCAAGGAACUGAAGAAGACGGAGGGGCUGGGCUGGAAGGGGAAGCUGAUUGUUGAGUUGACAGCUGAUACCAAGCAUUCCAUUGAUGGAUUAGUGAUUUCAAGGAUGGAGCCCCAUUAUCAAUCUUAUCAUCUUACUGGUAUGCGAGGAAGGAAUCAGUUGUUUAAUCGACUGAUUGCUAUGGAUGCGCAGUUUUGGGAGAGUCAUUAA
Aspergillus bombycis is the source of this 1983-nucleotide messenger RNA. RefSeq lists its product as uncharacterized. The record is from RefSeq and is a predicted model, not a curated record. Lineage: Eukaryota; Fungi; Ascomycota; Eurotiomycetes; Eurotiales; Aspergillaceae. The coding region runs from base 1 to 1983 and encodes 660 amino acids. The transcript has 4 exons.